AUGGCGGUUCCUUUGCUUACGAAGAAGGUCAUCAAGAAGAGGUCUGCCAAGUUCAUCAGACCCCAGAGCGACCGUAGAAUCACCGUCAAGGAAAGCUGGAGGAGGCCAAAGGGUAUUGACUCAAGGGUCCGAAGAAAGUUCAAGGGAGUAACGUUGAUGCCCAAUGUGGGUUACGGAACUGACAAGAAGACGCGUCAUUACCUACCCAAUGGGUUCAAGAAGUUUGUUGUGCACAACACGAGUGACCUUGAGUUGUUGAUGAUGCACAACAGGACUUACUGCGCUGAGAUUGCCCACAACGUUUCCACCAAGAAGAGGAAGGCUAUUGUCGAGAGGGCUUCUCAGCUUGAUAUUGUUGUUACCAACAGGCUUGCUAGGCUCCGUAGCCAAGAGGACGAGUGAAGAUUCUGCUUGUUUUUUUUUUUUUGGUUUGUUGCAUUUCCUUUUGUAAGACGUUUUUUGUUUACUGUUUUGUGUUUGCAAUCAAACAAACAUGACUUUUGGUUUUAGGUUUCGUUAAGACCGUUCUUAAAACCUAUUUCAGUAGUAUUUUUUUGCAAAAGACAUAGCCUCUUUGUUAUGACAAUGGAAUGAAUUCAUGA
Molecule: messenger RNA, 602 nt
Organism: Eruca vesicaria subsp. sativa (arugula)
Lineage: Eukaryota; Viridiplantae; Streptophyta; Magnoliopsida; Brassicales; Brassicaceae
Source: the annotation of a GenBank genome assembly